Molecule: messenger RNA, 3445 nt
Organism: Rhincodon typus (whale shark)
Lineage: Eukaryota; Metazoa; Chordata; Chondrichthyes; Orectolobiformes; Rhincodontidae
Product: myosin heavy chain, embryonic smooth muscle isoform-like
Exons: 12
Cellular component (GO): myosin complex
Source: RefSeq, a predicted model, not a curated record
GCUGAACUGGACAACACCUCAACAGCUCUUGGAACCGCAGAGUCCAAGGCCACCAAACUGGCCAAGGAGGUGUCAAGUUUGGAGUCGAACCUUCAGGAUACUCAGGAGCUGCUCCAGGAUGAGACCAGACAGAAACUGAACCUCAGUACCCGGGUCCGACAGCUGGAAGCUGAGAAGACUAGUCUAAUGGAGCAAAUGGAGGAAGACGAGGAAGGAAAGGCUAACCUGUCUCGUCAGGUGCUCGGCCUGCAGGCUCAGUUGGCCGACGCUCGGAAGAAGGUGGAAGAGGAUGCCAUUCAGUUGGAGGGAGCUGAGGAAUCACGUCGGAAAUUACUGAGGGAACUCGAGGUGACCAGCCAGAAACUGGAGGAGCGCAGCGCUGCCUGUGACAAACAGGAGAAAAAUCGCUACAGGCUGCAGCAGGAGCUCGACGACCUGACCCUGGACCUAGACAAUCAGAGGCAGCUGGUUAGCAGCCUGGAGAAGAGGCAGAAGAAGUUCGAUCAGCUGCUGGCAGAAGAGAAGAGUGUGUCAGCGCGCCAUGCGGAGGAGAGGGACAGAGCGGAAGCAGAAGCGCGGGAGAAGGAGACCCGGGUGCUUUCGCUGAGCCGAGCUCUCGAGGAGGCGGUGGAAAGCAAGGAGGAGCUGGAGCGACAGAACAAGCAGCUUCGCUCUGAGAUGGAGGACCUGAUUAGCUCCAAGGACGAUGUGGGCAAGAACGUCCACGAGCUGGAGAAGGCGAAGCGGUCACUGGAGCAGCAGCUGGAGGAGAUGAAGACACAGCUGGAGGAGCUAGAGGAUGAGCUGCAGGGCACAGAGGACGCCAAACUUCGGCUCGAGGUCACCAUGCAGGCAACUAAGGCCCAGUAUGACCGGAGCCUGCAGAGCCGUGAGGAGCAGAACGACGAGAAGCAGAGGGGCCUGGUCAAACAGGUCCGGGAACUCGAGGCGGAGCUGGAAGAGGAACGUAAGCAGCGUUCCUCGACUUUGGCAUCCAGGAAGAAGCUGGAGAUGGACCUGAAAGACACCGAGGGACAGAUCGAGGCAGCUACCAAAGGCCGUGAUGAGGCUAUCAAACAACUGAGGAGGCUGCAGGCUCAGCUGAAGGACGUGCUACGAGAGGUGGACGAGGCUCGCUCGGCCCGAGAGGAGAUCGUCCUGCAGUCCAAGGACAACGAGAAGAAGCUGAAGAGCCUGGAGGCAGAGCUGCUGCAGACGCAGGAGGACCUGGCCGCCGCCGAACGUGCCAGGAAGCAGGCAGUGCAGGACCGAGAGGACAUGAUGGACGAAAUGGGCAACAGCGUCUCUGGGAAGUCAGCGCUGUUUGAGGAGAAGAGGCGGCUGGAAAGCCGGAUCGGCCAGCUGGAGGAGGAACUGGAAGAGGAGCAGAGUAACUUGGAGCUCCUGAAUGAUCGCUAUCACAAAGUCACGCUGCAGGUGGAGACGGUGACAACGGAGCUGUCGGCAGAGCGCAGUCUCUCGCAGCGACUGGAGAACACAAGGCAGCAGCUCGAGCGGCAGAACAAGGAGCUGCGCAGCAAGCUGCAGGAGCUCGACGGUGUGAUUCGCUCCAAGUACAGGACCAACGUGGCCACGCUCGAACUGAAAAUCUCCCAGCUCGAGGAGCAGCUCGAACAGGAGUCCAAGUGAUGAGCGAUGGGCAGCCCUGUUGGUUCCACCCCACAACGGUCUCUGACCCCCCCGGCCUUCGCCGUGUUUUUCCCUGACCCCAUGUUACAGGCGGAGAAGGCCUCGCUGAGGGUGAGGCAGCUGAAGAGGCAGCUGGAGGAGGCUGAGGAGGACUCGUCGAGGGCCCACACCUCGAAGAGGAAGCUGCAGCGGGAGCUGGAAGACGUGACGGAGACUGCGGAGGCCAUGAACCGAGAGGUCAGCUCCUUAAAGAGCAAGCUAAGGCGCGGGGCCAACCUCCCCUUCCCCAGCCGUCUCACCCGCAGGGUCCUCCAGGCCGAGGGCUCACUGGAGAACUCGGACGAAGAGUUGGAGAGCGGUGACGGGGAGACUGGGGGUAGCCAGCAGACACCGGGGCCUGAGCUGACACCGGGCCCAGAGAGCCAGGAGCAGGAGCAGAUGCGGGCCGAGUGACCAGGGUGGGGAACAGGGCCUGGACUCCCUCUCCCUCCUCCCAACAACCUGCACUACCACCUCCCCACCCCCCCCGCAACCUUUUGCACGCACUCAGUAACCGGCCACAGGCUCCCAGCACUCACCGGCUGUCUGCAUGGGUGAAGCACGCCACAAAGGAGCAGCCAUGGCCCAGGUUACUCACAACUGGCUCUUGUUCACACACACUCUCUCUCUUUCUCACGCGUCUUCCUCCCUCUGUCAUGUGAUUUUUCUCUCUCUCUCUCCGUAAGACCAUCAGAAAUAGGAACAGGAGGCCAUUCAGCCCCAUGAGCCUGCUGCACCACCACCCAGUAGGACCGUAGCUGAUCGGACAUGCCUCACAUCCGAUUUCCCCCGACUGAUCGAGAAUCUGUCUCAGCCUUCAAUACCCACCAGGACAAGGAAUUCCUCCCCGUCUUGGUCUUUGAAUGGCAUCCCUUUAUCCUGAGACAGUGCAGUCUAAUCCUAGACCCUCCCAUGAUGGGGGAGUAACCACCCCCUCUUGAGCACUGACCCCUUCAACCUUUCUUUGUGCUCCCUGUCUCUCCCUCUUUCGGUCGUGCCUCACCUCCCCCCCCAACCCUCUCGGUCGCAACCCCCCCUCACUCUCUCGGUCACGUCCCCUUCCCCACUCUUUCGAUUGCGCCCCUCUCUGUUGCGCUCCCCCUCUCAGUUGCCCCUCCCCUCUCUCUGUCGCGCUCCCCUUUGCCCCCUCGCUGUCCCGCGCCCAUUGCUCUCUCUCUCUCUCUCUCCCUCCCCCAGCCCUCGCUGAUGUUCCACUUCCUUCCCCUACCCCAGCUCUGUCCGUAACCCUCCAGAGCCCUACACCCGCUGACAUGCACUUUAUUGGGGAACGGGGGUGCAGGGGAUUCUCCUGUCCCUCUCAGAGGGGCUGGAGCGGAAAGGGACUGCAGAACACUCCAGCCCCGAAGGAUUAAUGCCAGAGUCUCGCACAGCAAGAUCCCACAAGCAGCAGUGACACACCACCUGACCCUGACCGUGCAGUGCUCUCUGACUCAACAAAGGCGCUCCUGCUCCGGGAGAGGUGGGGGUGAGGGGGAACAGUUCACCCACAUGUCACACAGUGGGGGAUGCAUGCACAUCGCAAUCGCUCGUCUGGGUGGGGGGAAGCGGAGGGGAAAGGGGGUAGACACAGGGCUGUGUCAGCUCUGCAUUUCCCCCGCCCCAGAAUCUCUCGCCUCCACUUCACCUGCCUCCCUCCGAUCGCCGCUCUCCUUCCUUUCUGCAAUGAAGAGGAAUUGUCUGCAACUCGUAGGCAUUUUGUUUUUCUUUGGAAAUGGCAAUAAAUUGAUCAACUGAG